GAUCAGCUACUCGAAUCAGAUCGCAAGACUUAGUGCUCGUGCCGAAAAAGAUCGGAUUUUUGCACGCUGCUGAGUAUGGCGAAACAUAGUAUUUUUGACUUUCAAUCGCCCGAUGCUGACCUAAAAGACGAUGUCCUAAGGGGCCGACUGUUCGAAAUUUUAAGAAAAUAUGCCAGUGGUCCUGUUAUAUCAACUGAACUGGAAGAUGGCAAGAGCUGUUUGUUUAUCUUCGUUGGAGAAAAUGGGGGACAUUGGAUUCUGCGAAGUUUCUCCACCGGUUUGAUAACCUUGGAUGUAAUGCAAUGUGGGAAAGAAGAAAUAUUGUCUAAGGAUACUUUAAAAAGUAUAGAAAAGGAGAUCUGCAAAGUUCUUUCAGCUGAGAAGUCACUGCAUUUGCCACCGAUAAAUCGAGGAGCUAAAGUUAACACCUAUUAUCCAACUGUAGAUGAUCUUCUAAUCCAGUAUGACUUUGACAGAUUAGAAUUUGAAACCAAUUCUCCCUACCAAAACAUCAAAAUUCUUCACUCCCAGCAGUUUGGGAAUAUACUUAUUCUAGAUGAUGACAUAAAUCUUGCUGAAAGUGACUUCAUCUAUACUAAGACAAUAACAGGAAGUGGCAGAGAAGUCUUUAAGGACAAAACCAUUCUUAUUCUUGGGGGAGGGGAUGGUGGAAUUCUAAAUGAACUCCUGCAAUGCUCCCCUGAGUUUGUCACAAUGGUUGAUAUUGAUGAAGAUGUGAUAAACUGUGCUAUAAAGUAUUUACGAGGGAUAUGUGGAAAUGCUUUAGACAAUCUCUCUGGUGAACAUCACAAGGUACACAUUGGUGAUUGCGUGAAAUAUUUAGAGCAGUGUAUAGAGGAAGGCAGAACAUUUGAUUAUGUCAUCAAUGAUUUGACAGCAAUUCCUGUCACAAAGGAGCCAAUAGGUUCCUUGUGGGAAUUCUUAAGACUGAUUCUGGAUAUGUCGAUGAAGGUGCUGUCACCUAGUGGGAAAUAUUUCACCCAGGGUAACAGUUACAAUAAGCCGGAUGCUUUACUAAUGUACGAACAACAGUUAACCAAGCUGUCUUGCCCUGUCCAAUUCAGAAAAGAAGAUGUCUUUGUUCCAUCUUACCACGAAAAAUGGGUAUUCUACGAAAUAUGGAAGACGAAUGAAAGUACACUCUCAUAAUACCAAUUGUAAACUGAGCUUAAUUGAUGUCUUACUGGAGAUGAAAGUAUCGAAACCAAUUGCAUUUUAGCCGAAAUUAGCUUAGUUUGAGGCACUAA
This is a messenger RNA of Pocillopora verrucosa, 1268 nucleotides long. RefSeq names its product spermine synthase-like. The record is from RefSeq and is a predicted model, not a curated record. Gene Ontology annotation, molecular function: spermine synthase activity. NCBI's taxonomy places the organism in Eukaryota, Metazoa, Cnidaria, Anthozoa, Scleractinia, Pocilloporidae. Gene Ontology annotation, biological process: spermine biosynthetic process.